This is a messenger RNA of Myxocyprinus asiaticus (Chinese sucker), 1959 nucleotides long. RefSeq names its product four and a half LIM domains protein 2-like. Gene Ontology annotation, molecular function: transcription coregulator activity. The coding region runs from base 287 to 1126 and encodes 279 amino acids. The transcript is spliced from 6 exons. Lineage: Eukaryota; Metazoa; Chordata; Actinopteri; Cypriniformes; Catostomidae. The record is from RefSeq and is a predicted model, not a curated record. Gene Ontology annotation, cellular component: nucleus; Z disc.
CCACCAUCUGCUGCCUUUUAUGGUCAAACUCUGGAGGGGAAUUUGGUACAGUAGUAAAGCCCGAGCUGGACCAGGCUCUGUCAGACACAGGAUAGCAGGGCGCUGGGGAGCAGUGAGGCAGCGUGCAAGGGCCACUGGGGACUCCUGAGGCAGUGGUACAGUCAAAGCAGGACAGCUGGCAUUGAGUGAGGCGGCACACAGCACCACAGGGCUCAUGGGAACAAUACACACAGGGGCUUAACAGGUCCAAGACACAAACAGAUGCGACUGAAAGGCAGAAGUAAAGAUGACUGAGCGUUAUGAUUGUCACUACUGUAAGGAAUCCCUAUUUGGGAAGAAGUAUGUCCUUCGUGAGGAGAACCCAUACUGUGUGAAGUGCUAUGAGAGCCUGUACUCCAACACCUGUGAGGAGUGCAAGAAACCCAUCGGCUGCAACAGCAGGGAUCUGUCCUACAAGGAUCGUCACUGGCAUGAGGACUGUUUCCACUGCUUCCAGUGCAAGCGCUCACUGGUGGACAAACCCUUCUCCACCAAAGACGAGCAGCUUCUGUGCACUGAGUGCUAUUCUAAUGAGUACUCCUCCAAAUGCCAUGAAUGCAAGAAGACCAUCAUGCCUGGCUCAAGGAAGAUGGAGCAUAAAGGAAACAGCUGGCAUGAGACCUGCUUUACCUGCCAGCGCUGCCAGCAGCCGAUUGGCACGAAGAGUUUCAUCCCUAAAGACAACCAUAACUAUUGCGUGCCCUGCUAUGAAAAGCAGUUUGCCAUGCAGUGUGUUCACUGCAAGAAGCCUAUCACCACUGGGGGUGUGACCUAUCAUGACCAACCAUGGCAUAAGGACUGCUUCUUGUGCACUGGCUGUAAGCUGCAGCUGUCUGGCCAGCGCUUCACCUCUCGUGAUGACUUCGCCUACUGCCUUAAUUGCUUCUGCAACUUAUAUGCCAAGAAAUGUGCCUCCUGCACCACUCCCAUCAGUGGACUCGGGGGAAGCAAGUACAUCUCCUUUGAGGAGCGUCAGUGGCACAAUGACUGUUUCAACUGCAAGAAGUGCUCAGUGUCUCUGGUGGGCAGAGGUUUCCUGACCGAGAGAGAUGACAUCCUGUGUCCUGAGUGUGGCAAAGACAUCUGAAAGAGUGCUCUGAAGAAUCCAGGCACGCAUGACACUUACAAUUUUAAUAAACCAAAGCAUUGAUGAAUGGCAAAGCAUGAAACAAUGUGUGAGUAAUACAUUUAGGUGCUCCUUGAAAACAUAGUGCCCAUAAUAGUAGCAAGGAGUAUAUUAGUGUAUGCAUAGCAAGAUGCAAAUUUUCUUUAAUUGAAGAGAGGUAUUUGAGCUUGCAUUAAAUUGGGAAGAUUGAUGAAAGAAUAUUAAAUGUGCACUCAGUAAUCUUUUGAAUAUGUCAUCUUGGACUUACACUGACACCUGGUGUCCUGGGUGCAGCAUCAUUCAAACACAAUAGUAUUCAGUUAUCAAUCCCAUUGUAGAAAUUCACUAGUCACAGUCAGUAAUGAUUAAUUGAAUCUAUGAGUGAAAGUGUCCAAUAACAGGGUGGUUACUGAGAUUAAGCGAGUAGCAUUUGGCUGGUCAUGUGAUCCUAACAUGGCUGCCCCCAUGAGGAGACCCUCUCCAUAAAGAUUCAAAAAGAUUUUAUAAGGUUACUGAUAUGACUGGAGUCUUCAUCUCACGAUUUAAGACAUAAGUUUCAAAAUUACAAUUCAUUUCUUUUUUUAUGAGGAAAAAGUACUGAGUGCACCUUUAAAGAUUAAACUGAAAACAUGGAAGGAUAAUAUGCAUUACUAUCUCUUUAAAAAAUGUCUGACUGAUUUUCUGAUGUGUUGCAUAACCUGUUUAACUUGCAAACAAAGUAUUUUGGUCUUUCAUGUGUCCAACAGUCGAUGGAUGAAAUCUAAAUAAAAUACCUAAAUCUAAAUACCAAUAUUAAUAAAGCUUAUCAAAACAAA